UGCGAGGCCAGGAGGCGGGCGGGCCGACUCCUGGCACAUCUGCGCCCCGCGACCCCCGCGCCCGCGGGCACCAUGAGCGGCCGAGUCGGGGACUUGAGCCCCCAGCAGCAGGAGGCGCUGGCCAGGUUCCGGGACAACCUCCAGGACCUGCUGCCCGCCCUGCCCAAUGCUGAUGAGUACUUCCUCCUGCGCUGGCUCCGAGCUCAGAAAUUUGACCUGCAGAAAUCUGAGGACAUGCUCCGGAAGGUGAGGCAUCAUUCUCAGGAGUGUCCUGCCUCCCACACAUUGUACCCCAGGGAUCAGUGACAAAGACACAUGGAGUUCCGGAAGCAACAGGACCUGGACAACAUCCUCUCGUGGCAACCCUCAGAGGUGAUCCAGCUGUACGACUCCGGUGGUCUGAGCGGCUAUGACUAUGAAGACUGCCCCGUGUGGUUCGACAUCAUUGGGACCCUUGACCCCAAGGGUCUUCUCCUGUCAGCCUCCAAGCAGGAGCUGAUCCGGAAGCGCAUCAGGGUCUGUGAGCUGCUUUUGCGGGAGUGUGAGCUGCAGAGUCAGAAGCUGGGCAGGAAGAUUGAGACGGUGUUGAUGGUGUUUGACAUGGAGGGGCUCAGCCUGAAACACCUGUGGAAGCCAGCUGUUGAGGUCUACCAGCAGUUUUUUGCCAUCCUGGAAGCAAAUUAUCCUGAGACGCUGAAGAAUUUAAUUGUCAUUCGAGCCCCCAAGCUGUUCCCCGUGGCCUUUAACUUGGUCAAGUUGUUCAUGAGUGAGGAAACGCAAAGGAAGAUAGUGAUUCUCGGAGGCAACUGGAAGCAGGAGCUGCCCAAGUUCAUCAGCCCUGACCAGCUGCCUGUGGAGUUUGGGGGGACCAUGACUGACCCCGAUGGCAACCCCAAGUGCCUGACCAAGAUCAAAUACGGGGGCAAUGUGCCCAAGAGCUACUACCUGCGCAACCAGGUGAGGAUGAAUUAUGAGCACACGGUGACUGUGGCCCGAGGCUCCUUCAUGCAGGUGGAAAACGAAAUCCUGUUCCCAGGCUGUGUGCUCAGCUGGCAGUUCGCAUCAGAAGGGGCAGACAUCGGCUUCGGGGUUUUCCUGAAGACCAAGAUGAGCGAGAGGCAGCGAGCAGGGGAGAUGGUGGAGGUGCUACCCAUCCAGCGCUACAAAGCCCAUGUGGUCCCUGAGGACGGGAGCCUCACCUGCCUCAAGGCCGGCGUCUAUGUCCUGCGCUUCGACAACACCUAUAGCCUGAUGCACACCAAGAAGGUCAGCUACACUGUGGAGGUGCUGCUCCCAGACAAGGCCUCCGAAGAAAAGAUUCAAGGUUUCGAGGCGAGGAGACCAUCCCCAGUGCAGUGAAGACCCUGGCUGCCUCUGUGCCUGGACUCUUCAAGCCCUUAGCAGUCCCCUCCUUAUCCCCUGCCCUCCCACGUGGGGUGGUGUUUGGAGGAGCCAACCACCCUGUAUCACCAUCUCAGCUCCUUGUGGGGCCCACCAGGCACGGGGGCAGAGCAGGAGGGGGACAUCCAGGGCAUGGCCACCCUGAGGAUUCAGACAGACACCUGAUCCCCUGUUUGCAGAGACUGAGGUUGAGCCAGGGUCCACCGAAGAGGUGUCCCGCCCGCAGAAGCUUCUGUCACACCUGACAAAGUCCACCAGUCUCAGUACUCACCCACACCUAGUGAUCUGGUCUGGGGGUGUGUGCAUGAGCCCCAGGCCAUGCAGGGAGCAUAGAGUCAAGUCUGAAGAGCAGAGAAGGCCCCAUCUCUGCACGUGGGGGCUCAGCAGGGGUGGACAGGGCCAGCUGGAAGUGGCCGGGCGGAAGGAUGGGGCCAGUUGGGUGGUAGAACUGAGGGUCUUGGUUCUGGGAGGGCACCAGGGCCCUUUGGACCUGCUCUCCUGCCUUUGGAGGGAAGAUCAGAAACGGAGCAUGAGGCCCAGCAGGGAUAACCUUCAGGAGGAAAAGCCAUGCUCAGUCACACAGAGCUACAUGGGUGAAGACCGAGUCUCGGAAUUCUCAGCGACCCCAGCCUCCCCCUCCCCACCUGCCGUGAUCCAGCUGACAUUCAGCUUGGGUUCUUUCUGACUCUGAGUAAGGACCAGGACUGUAGCAGAGCUGGAGUGAAGUGGAACAUG
Molecule: messenger RNA, 2136 nt
Organism: Odobenus rosmarus divergens (Pacific walrus)
Lineage: Eukaryota; Metazoa; Chordata; Mammalia; Carnivora; Odobenidae
Gene: SEC14L4
Product: SEC14-like 4 (S. cerevisiae)
Exons: 12
Coding region: 316-1359 (347 amino acids)
Cellular component (GO): cytoplasm
Source: RefSeq, a predicted model, not a curated record